Molecule: messenger RNA, 4220 nt
Organism: Mytilinidion resinicola
Lineage: Eukaryota; Fungi; Ascomycota; Dothideomycetes; Mytilinidiales; Mytilinidiaceae
Exons: 3
Coding region: 1-3780 (1259 amino acids)
Source: RefSeq, a predicted model, not a curated record
AUGGAUGCAUAUCCGCCCGAAUAUAUUGCCCACAACCUCCCGCUCAUAGUCCUCUCGGGCCUGGGGUCGACUCCGGAACUAGAGGCCAUCCCGCCCGUCCAAGAUGUGCUGCUAGGCCGCCGGUCAACACCCAUCAGCUCUGAACUCCCCCCCGUCACGGGACAGCGCGCAGACCAGCUUCUGCAGGAGUUUCUGAGCACCGAUGCAAGAGAUGCCGCCUGGAACAAUGUGACAGAGACUCGGAAGGGCGCCGUGAGAGGGUUCAGGAUCCGGCCUGUAGGGAGGGACUUCAUGCUGCCUCCUCGAAAGGCUGAUCCUCCCGAAAACCCAGAUGGCCUUUCUCCUCCUGGUAGCCCAACCGUCGCCCCUACGCCUACAUGGAUCCUCCACUCUCCGAUCUCACCGUUGUCGCCCGAGUCUGCAAUCUUUCCCGAUGGAGUCAUGUCGGUUGCGUGGACCAUGAAGCACCAGUACUAUAUACCGUCUUUCUUCAUAUCUUUCUUCGACUUCACGUCAGAUCCGAGUCGGAACAGCCUGCAUGACAAUCAGCUGAAGACAGAGAUCAACAAGAUCAAAGGACAGCUCCAGAUCUCAGAACAUAGGACCAGAUACGCUGUAGUGCUGAUAAGUGACAAGUCUAUUCUGGAGUCUACCGAUAUUGAAGAGAGGCUGUCCACCAUCAGGAGAGCGACGGGCUUGGAUGCUACGAAAGGCCUUUUUUUCCUGCCUCCAAAUAGCUCACGCGUGGAGCUUGCUUCAUUCGCCCAGAUGAUUGUCACCACACUAAAGCCCUUGACUACAGAGUACUACCGUGACCUGACAAAACAUGCCAGGCGGAAAAAGGGGCGCAGCCAAAUACCAGCACCGACCGCACCGCCAACUAGAGGCACUUCACAGACUCUGGCACAACAGGGCUGGGCAGUCCGUUAUGACUUCAAGCUAGGGAUCUUCGCCGAAUUUCGCCAGGAAAUGGAUGCUGCGCAGAGGCAUUAUCAGUCUGCGCUAGACAAUCUUUUUGGACCCGACGGUGUGUUCGAAACAACUGCCAAUUGGUCGCCAAGAUGGGACGAAAAUCGAUUACUAGCGGAUGCUAUUGCUAUUCGGAAUAUUCGGUGUCUUCUCUGGAACAAGCUACCUACUGCAGCGGUCCAGGCGUGGCUAAUCUACAAGAGCAGAGUGCGGUCCCUCUUAGAUCGGCGAGGAAAGGGGACUGCUAAUUAUGGCUGGGAAGCUUGGGAGUCGAGAUGGGCGAAGGCUAUGUCACAGCUUAUUCAGAGGGCAGAGAUGCCUAUCUUCGCUGUGAAAGAUUCCCCCCAAGACUCCAGCGUCGUGUCUGACCGCCCUUUCACCCUAUUCUCACCCCCAGAGAAAGUCGGAAUAUCGCAGGGCGAGAGAUUAUCACCUUGGCAUCUUCUUCACCACUCAGGAUACUGGCUUAGGCUAUCCGCUAAACAUGCUCAAAAGCGUAGAUUACUCGCUGAAGAUAUCCCAGACGAAGACCGUACGCCCCCAGGUCUUUCUCCCGCUACGCAGGUCAGCCACCGGUACACUACUUACGAUCACUAUCUCGUCCCGGAGCCGCAUGUGGAAUAUGCCUUACCCGAAAACAAAGGCUACGAUCACUGCAGCGAGAUCAUUGAUAUUAUGAACCAAGCUGCACAAGAGUUCUUCAUGCGAGGACAGUAUCGUGUUGUCGACCAAUUGAACCUUGAUACCGCAAAAGAGCUUAUUCACGCCAAGAGAUACGCCGAUGCAGAGAGCGUGCUCAGGCCCUUGUGGGAAGGAAUGAUCUGGCGGAAAGAGAGGUGGUACCCUCUUGUUGGUGAGGCGACUUGGGCGCUUCGAGAGUGUGCCAUGCGUGUGCAAGAUCCCGAGAUCUUACUCGCUACUGAAUGGGAGCUCCUUUCUAGUGCUUUACCACCCAAAUUAGGGCACUCGCAUAACUUGAUGACUUGUCUGGACGCAUUUCCUGUUGAAGAAGGUGGAAAGCCCACCGUGACAGUUAGUGCUGACAAGAUCGUAUCUUGCCUUGCGAUUACAUUCACAUUUUUUGAGGGAGAUGGGAAUGUCGGCGAGCCUCUGCCCUCGCAGAUCGCCGUGACAUCGAAUGCCCGAUUAGAAUCUGCACCGCUUACACUAUCGAAAAUUAUGAUUCGGUUCAAAGGCUGCCUCAGCGAGGUUCAGCUUCUACAUACAGCCUCUACUUCAGAGAGAAGUGACGGUCCUGCACACUACUCCGUCAUAAAACAACUCGACCUCGAAGAGACGGCUGCAAGCUCCCGGUCGGAUCAGAAACCACUCUGGAGCGGCGGUUCGGACCUGACAAUAUAUCCUGGACAGACCAAAGUAUUUGCAUUUGCCAUUACGUUUCGCGAUGCCGGCGAGGUGAAUGUUCUCGGUAGUAUAUUAGAGAUAGAAACGGAACGCUUCAACCUGGUGUGCUCCUCAACAAUGAACGAAGGCGAUGUCCUACCCUCCUGGUGGAUUAAAGGAUCUUCCACCAUCAAAGCAAAGAAGCUUAGCAGAACAUCUGGCAUAUUCGCUCAGAUACAUCCGAAGCCUCCUAAAAUGGAAAUUGCCCUUCCGAAUCUUCUGGAUCACUACUACACUGAUGAAGCCGUAACACUUGACAUCGAAAUCAUCAACAAGGAAGAAGAGACUACUGAAGCGGUUCUGGAGGUCAGGCUCCUCGGACUGUCAACAGACACGCUAGAGUACUCUUGGGUGCCCAAUGCGAACUCCGCAAAUAAAGAACCUGUCAAAAUCCCAGCUAGCGAUUCCGACUCUCAGAUCGAGCUUCCAGGGCAUGUCGUUGGUCGACUAGAACGGAACGCGAGACGGACAGAAACGAUCAAGUUCAAAGCGCCUGACAUUCCUUCCGGAUAUGCUCUCGAGAUCAAAGUGUUGUACCAUCUUCUCAGCGACGAAGACAUUCCAAUAUCAAAGACGCUCACCACAGAUCUCGUAUUCGAUGGUCCCUUCGAAGCCAGUUACGAAUUCUCACCCCGAGUUCAUCCUGAUCCAUGGCCGAGCAUGUUUGAAGUUCAUGAAGGCGAAACUGGCGAUGCUGUGUCGGGUGUCGCUGGUGGCAUUGCCCAGAGAUGGCAUUUGAAGGCUAAGGUCGCUUCAUUCGCCGAAGAAGUGCUGAUUAUUGAAGAGACGGGUCUGGAGCUGCAUGAAAUUCACGGCGGCGCCGUCUGCGAUAUAUCCAAGGAGUUCCCCUCUGAAGGCAUUGAUAUCCUUCCCCAAGAACUUCAGGAGCGAUCGUUCAGCCUCGACAUGCGUAAGAUCAAGUUCGAAGAGCGUCGAUCAGCAGCUCUCGACAUGGGUCUCAGCAUCACCUGGAGGCGGAAGUCGGAGAACAACUCGGAUAGCCCUGCCAUCACAUCCGUGCUUGCAAUGCCCCGUCUCCACCUCCCUAGCAGCGAGCCACGCGUCCUAGCUAGUGUCACACAGUCUUUGACUGUCCAGUCUUUCCUGACUCUGCACCUCGACUAUACCUUGGAGAACCCGACGACGCACUCUCUCACAUUCGAGGUUAGCAUGGAAGCGAGCGAAGACUUCGCGUUCGCCGGCUCGAAACUUCAAAGCUUGAUCAUGUUACCGUUCAGCAGGCAGACAGUGCACUACAACCUCGUGCCUAUGGUCAAGGGUGCCUGGAUCAUGCCGCAGUUGAGGGUGGUGGAUCGGUACUUCAAUAAGACGCUGAAGAUCCAGCCGACGGGCGACAUUAAGAUGGACAAGAAGGGCAUUUUGAUCUGGGUUGACGAUGACGAAUGAGUCCGGCAAUUAAACGGUUUGGGUAGUUCACUGUUGUGUUUGCUACCUGCUUCAUGUAAUGAGAAUUGCGAGGCGUUGUAGAGAGGGACAUUUCCGUGACGGCAUUGGUUUUGGUGGAGUCAAUUGCGAGUGGCUAGGCGUCUACAUCAACAUGGGAGCUAUGGCAUACUAAACGACCAUUGCCUUUCCCGUAAUGCUCCAAAAAUCGUGGCGCAGGCUGUGAUGAACUUGGUCGAAAGGGGCUGAUGACUUAUUACCCGGUAACGCUCUCCUUCUAUAUGUCUACAGUGCUACUUCCCGACCUUCUAUAUCGGACCUUCUUUUGUAUGCGACAACCUCCAGAUCAAUAGCCAUUAGCAGGCCCCUCCACAGAUUAUCUGCCAAGUCCUAUCUGAUGCUAUCACAUACCGUCCUGAUUCUCCCUUCCUCCUCUUCUUCCU